This is a messenger RNA of Acipenser ruthenus (sterlet), 1960 nucleotides long. RefSeq names its product zona pellucida sperm-binding protein 3-like. Gene Ontology annotation, cellular component: extracellular matrix. Gene Ontology annotation, molecular function: acrosin binding. The record is from RefSeq and is a predicted model, not a curated record. Bases 101 to 1945 code for a protein of 614 amino acids. The transcript has 9 exons. NCBI's taxonomy places the organism in Eukaryota, Metazoa, Chordata, Actinopteri, Acipenseriformes, Acipenseridae. Gene Ontology annotation, biological process: binding of sperm to zona pellucida; positive regulation of acrosome reaction; egg coat formation.
GCGGUGAGGUUAGCAAUCGUCUGCAGCGCACUUUGAGUGAAACCUCGGGGAGUGAGGAAACGAAGAGUGUUUUCUUUGUAGCGUUUAGUUUUCAUUCAAAAUGAGUUUAAAAUUACCCUUGCUUUUCUUGUGCGUCGUAUUACACAUCGGGAAUGCUGCGGAAUAUCCGCAGGAUGAUGAUGAUAGUAAACAUCUUGACUGGGAGGACUCUCCCAAACUGGAAAAGGAUUCUGGUGAAACUGGAAACGGGUUGGCGACUGCUGAAAUAUCGCCGGUGGUAAAAGAGCUUGACUUCCCCCUGUUGCGUCCAUUGGCCGGGGAGCCCGCAGAGCCGGUGAGGAGCGAAGAAACGCCGGGUAAUGCUCAACGAAUGCGGCUGCGAUCUCUAGACUUUCCGAAAGCGGGAGCGGGGCGUUUGGGAAACGUGUCCAGUCACAACAGCAGCCGUGGAGACGGCUUCAGGUUAUUCGGCAGACCGACUCACGCCCCGACCCAAGUCAUUAGACACCGGCUCUUUACUCCAGACCGCUACCACAGAAAGGGUUUGUGGAUACCAGAUAUCGGUUUCCCGAACCGACACCGACCAACACCGGCCUCGGCUUGGAGAGUGUUCGGGAACCAGCGCCCGCAAGACCGCGGGGAGAUAAUUCGAGACCCGGUUGGGACCGGGCUGGGUCGGUUUAAGGGGCGGGUUCCUCAAGGGGCGUCUUCCAAAGCUAUCAUUAGCUACAAAAUAGUGCGGGGGUCGAGCCCGGACCCCUUCCAGUCCGUGUCUAUCAAGUGCGGCGACCAGAAGCUACGAGUGGAGGUCAAUAAGGACUUUUUCGGAACCGGUACCCAGCUCCAGGCCUCCGAAGUCAGUCUUGGCAGCGGCUGUCCCAGCAACGGCGUUGAAUCCGCAUCCUCCAACACCAUCAUCUUCGAGUAUGACCUGCAUGCGUGUGGAAGCAAGCGCACGAUUACAGAUCCGGAGCUUAUCUACUCCAACACCAUUUACUAUCGGCCCGCCCCCGGGAGCUCGCUCACUCAGCCGCAGUCGGUCAAUGUGGAGUGCCGCUAUAUCCGAUCGCAGACCAUCUCCAGCAACAAAGUCCAGCCCACUUGGAUUCCGAUGGUCUCCACUCGCUCCUUCAAGAACAAGUUUGCCUUUUCUUUCAGAGUGAUGAACGCUGACUGGAGCGCCGGGUCCGAGUCGAGUGACUUUCGUCUGGGGGAAUCCAUCAACUUCCAGGCGUCUGUCGACCUGCGGAAUCACCAGGGCCUCAAAAUCUACAUCGACCGCUGCGUCGCGACCACCAGCAGCAACGCCAGCUCUGAGCCCAACUACGACAUCAUCCGGGACUACGGGUGUCUGGUUGACAGUCUUGCGGAGGGUUCCCCGUCCCGCUUCAUCUCUCCCAGGUCCAGCGAGGUUCUGAGAUUCCAGAUGAAAGCAUUCCAGUUUGAGAGUAUCCCUGAAGCUCAGAUUUACAUCCAUUGUCUACUCCGAGUUUCUGAAGACUCCGACUCUAAGGAAACUUUGAAAAGCUGCACUUACGACACAGAAACCGAAUCGUGGACAGAGCUGGAGGGCAGGGAGUCUCUGUGUGACUGCUGUGAGACGGAGUGUGUGCCUUCAUCACAGACCAAGAGAUCAGCCACUCUGCUGCCAAGUACUCUGCAGAAGAGUGACAUCACCAUUGGACCCCUCAGAGUCCUCGAUCCUGCCUCCAGCCCCUCCUCGGUGAGCUUCAGCAGCAGCAGGGAGAUCAGCAACCAGACUCUAUGGAGACGUAUUCGCGAACAACUGGAAGGGGCCUCUGAGAUGGAAGUGGCUCAGUUGUUUGCCACGGUCGCCGCGGCUGUCUGUGCCUUCUGCAUCCUGCUGGGAAUUCUGUGCCUGUGUCGACGCUUCUCUCUGAAAUCGAAACCCGACUCCUCCGAGAAUAAACUGUGUCGAAAAUAAAAUGACUGAAAACAA